This is a messenger RNA of Ceratotherium simum simum (southern white rhinoceros), 1841 nucleotides long. Lineage: Eukaryota; Metazoa; Chordata; Mammalia; Perissodactyla; Rhinocerotidae. The record is from RefSeq and is a predicted model, not a curated record.
GUGAAAAAGCUUGCUCUCUCCCUCUCUCUUCCCAGUUUGUCCAGGAUCCAUGUACAGAGGAGGCUACAGAUCUAGCCUGAAGCUAAGCAUUAGGGAAAAUCUCCAUGGGUCUCAAAAGGAGCAGUUUCUAAUGAGCCACGAGGUCCCCACCCACCAGAGUCCCUCCCCAUGUGCCAGCAACCAGCACCAUGGGCAUUCUGGGAAAACCUCUCACCCAGGCCUUUGCCCUGGGUCCAGAGGCUGUGCCCUAUCUAGGUAGUCACUGAGGACAACUGGAGGCCACACACAGCAGAAGUUCUGUUUUCCAGGUACUGAGGGUCAUAAUCCCUCACUCCAAACACUGACAGCUCCUGAGAUCAAGGGGAAAGCAGCAGCUGAGUGGGAGUUUAGGGAGAGGCAUCCCACACCAGAUUCCGUGGACUGCAGGUGACAUGCUGCCUAAGAGGAGCAGGGGCCUGUGACAGCCACCCCAACAUCUGAAGCCAUGGCCAGUGAGGAAGAUGAGCCCAGGAACUGUGUGGUAUGUGGGGACCGAGCCACAGGCUAUCACUUCCAUGCCCUGACUUGUGAGGGCUGCAAGAGUUUCUUCAGACGAACAGUCAACAAAAAAAUUGAUCUCACCUGCCCCUUUGCUGGAAGCUGUAAGGUCAGCAAGGCCCAGAGGCGCCACUGCCCAGCCUGCAGGUUGCAGAAGUGCCUAGAUGCUGGCAUGAAGAAGGACAUGAUCCUGUCGGCAGAAGCCCUGGCAUUGCGGCGAGCAAAGCAGGCCCAGCGGCGGGCACAGCAAGCACCUACGCAGCUGAGUAAGGAGCAGAAAGAGCUAGUCCAGAUACUCCUGGGAGCCCACAACCGCCACGUGGGCACCAUGUUUGACCAGUUUGUGCAGUUCAGGCCUCCGGCUCAUCUGUUCAUCCAUCACCAACGCUUGCCCACCCUGGUCCCUGGACUGCCUCUCCUCAUACACUUUGCAGACAUCAACACUUUCAUGGUACAGCAAGUCAUCAAGUUCACCAAGGAUCUACCCCUCUUCCGGUCCUUGCCCAUGGAGGACCAGAUCUCCCUUCUCAAGGGAGCAGCUCUAGAAAUCUGUCAGAUUGCACUCAAUACCACUUUCUGUCUCCAAACACAAAACUUUCUCUGUGGGCCUCUUCGCUACACAAUAGAAGAUGGAGCCCAAGUGGGGUUCCAGGAAGAAUAUCUCGAGUUGUUCUUUCGCUUCCACGGGACACUGCGCCGGCUGCAGCUCCAGGAGCCUGAGUAUGUUCUCAUGGCUGCCAUGGCCCUCUUCUCUCCUGGUGAGCAUCCCCCAAAGCCCAGAAGCUUUUGUUCCACCACGUCUGCCCAAACUCUCAGCUCCUUGAAUCCAUCCAUCCCAGGCCUUUUAAUCUUCAAACCUGUGGAAUGGGUCUAUCCCAGCCCCUGGAGCACAGUGCAGGCCCGCCCCCAGUCCCUACCUUGUCCUUCCCCUGCUCCCUAUCUUACAGACCGGCCUGGGGUUACCCAGAGGGAGGAGAUUGGUCAGCUCCAAGAGGAGAUGGCACUCACUCUGUACAGCUACAUCAAAGACCAGCAGCCAAGGCCCCAGGAUCGGUUUCUGUAUGCAAAACUGCUGGGCCUGUUGGCUGAGCUCCGGAGCCUUAACAACGCAUAUGGAUACCAAAUCCAGCACAUCCAGGGACUGUUCGCCAUGAUGCCACUGCUCCAGGAGAUCUUCAGCUGAGGCCCCAGCUCACCUCCUUCCCCAGCCCAUCUGGACACACUGGACUGGAAAGGGGAAAAGGCUGGGACCAGAGGUUGGGACCAGGAGAAAGCCCAGUGGUUGCAAUGAAAGAUUAAAGUAA